AUGCCACAGCUAUUGGUAUUGAAGGAAUGUUGGUCGAAAGGUUUUCCGAGUAAUGAAUUCGGUUAUGUUUUGUAUCCAUUUUUGUGUAUUUUCAAACUUUUCGGUUUCGCGCCCAUCGACCUAAAAAAUGGUGAAAAUUUACAUAGUAAAUAUGGAAGACUAAAAUUGGAUAUAUGCUCUGCUACUUGGACUGUGAUUAGUGCCAUUAUCUAUAUUGUUGGUUUCAGUUAUGCCGUACAUCAGAUGAGCAUCACAAAUCACUGGGGACACAUACAAUCAGAAAUUCCAUUCAUCACAAGUUGGGCACAAAUUGGUUCACUUUUUCUAUUAGGCGGCUUAGCAGUGUUAACAUCAUGGCUUCAUCUACCGAAUAUGCUAAAAUUAUGCAAUUUAAUUUACAAAAUAGAUCAAUAUCUGAAGGUGUAUAUGAAUGUGCAAAUAGAUUAUAAACAGUUACGUCGGCGAUUAUUAAUUGAAUUCACAUUACUGUUUCUGGUACCGACGACAUUAUCUAUGGUUAACUGCGUUGUUAUACAACCAAUACCAGAUUUAGGUUUCAAUUCGUCCUGCUACUGGUUCAUUUGUUUUGCACCAAUCAUGCUGCUAACUUUUAAGGAGUUUCAAUUCUACAAUCUAUUAUUCAUACUUAAAUCAAAAUACGACCUUAUAAACGAGAAACUACAAUUCUAUAUACAUGGCUUGGAUAAGAAGAAAGAAAAACUGAAGAGUAAAUCAAAUUCAAUAUCUGAAGUACCAUUAGCUUCUAUAGUAACGACAACAAGCGUCAAAGAAAUGGAAAUACUAGGAGUAGACACUCUACAAAAUUUACUAGAUAUAUUCUCUCUCAUCACAGAUGCUGUGGAACUGUGUGUGAACGAUUUUGCACAUUUUACAGAUCGAGGAACGUAUUAUAAUAAAAAAGAUGAUCCAAUUUCUGCUGUCAUGCUGUUUUUAGAAGGAGAGCACUGGAAAAAUUUACGAACAAAAUUAACUCCAACUUUCACAUCAGGAAAAAUAAAAAGUAUGUUUACCACUGUCGUCGAUGUAGCUGAUCAAUUAAUCAAUGUUUUGGAAGAUGAGCGAAAGUCUGCAGAUAUGAAUAUAGGAAUUGAUUUUGCAGAUCUUAUGUCACGCUAUGCAACAGACGUUAUAGGAAGCGUUGCUUUCGGUUUAGAGUGCAAUAGAUUAAAGGAUCCAACAAGUAAAUUUAGUAAAACUUGUGAAAAGAUUGGUUAUUUUAAACACAGUAAGCCUGUUGUUUCGCUUAUGAACACUUUUCCAAAUUUAGCUCGAAAAUUCAGAAUGAAACUGUUUCCAAAAGAAAUUUCAGACUUCUUCUUUCAAAUUGUUCGUGACACUGUAGAAUAUCGAGAGAAAACGGGUAUACAACGAAAAGAUUAUCUUAAUAUAUUAAUGGAGUUAAGAAAAUCAGAAACAUCAGAUGCUUUCACAAUGGAAGAGAUGACUGCACAGACAUUUUUGUUUUUUGUAGGAGGUUUUGAAACAAGUUCAAGUGUAAUGAGUUUUUGUUUAUACGAACUGGCUUUAAAUCCAGACAUUCAAGAGAAGGCUCGGACGGAAAUGAAUGAAGUUAUGGCUCAGCAUGAUGGCAAACUUACUUAUGAAGCAGUUAAAGAAAUGAAGUAUUUACUUCACUGUAUGUACGAAACAACGCGUAAGUAUUCAGUUGUACCGGUUAUCGUACGCAAAGCUGUCAAAGACUAUAUUUUACCAAAUACAAAUCAUGUCAUUGAAGAAGGAACUAGAGUUAUUUUGCCAAUUGAUGCCUUACACUAUGAUCCAGACAUAUAUCCAAAUCCUCAACGUUUCGAUCCCAACCGAUUUUCGACAGAAGAAAUUGCAAAACGUCAUCCAAUGGCAUAUAUGGGUUUCGGCAAAGGACCACGAGCUUGUAUUGGUUACAGAUUUGCCUAUAUGCAAAUUAUAAUUGGUUUAUAUAUGAUGCUUAAAAACUAUCGAUUUUCUCCCACCAAAGAAACACAAAUACCUAUGAAAUAUAAAUUGAAUAAACACUUUCGUGAUGCUGAAAGAGGAGUGUAUUUGAAAAUAGAAAAAUUGUGAAAGAUGUGUGAAAUGUUGACAUUUGUUUAUGACAAAAUACUAGUAUCAUAGAAAAUAAUAGUAAUAAAAAAGAUUAACAAAUAAUAAUUUGUGGUUACUUAUCCGAAUUACAUAGUCGGGUGAAAAUAUUCUUCACACAUUUCCACUUUGUCCGUUCAUUCUCCAAUCU
Teleopsis dalmanni is the source of this 2251-nucleotide messenger RNA. RefSeq names its product probable cytochrome P450 6a13. Gene Ontology annotation, cellular component: membrane. NCBI's taxonomy places the organism in Eukaryota, Metazoa, Arthropoda, Insecta, Diptera, Diopsidae. The record is from RefSeq and is a predicted model, not a curated record. Gene Ontology annotation, biological process: sensory perception of taste. The transcript has 4 exons. Gene Ontology annotation, molecular function: iron ion binding; heme binding; monooxygenase activity. Bases 1 to 2082 code for a protein of 693 amino acids.